AUGUCUGUUAUCUUUCCCGCUCAGAAUACGCUGUGCGAGGUCUUUGGGUCUUCAUCACCAUUUGCAAAACCUAGGCUUAAGACUCAUUCCCUCGUCCGAGAUCAUCCAUUAAAGAGCCCAAUCUUUUCCGCCUGGAGUGCAAUCGAUAAUGUCAAGGACAAAGCGGGAGGAUUGACCAAUGAGGCUGCCAGAGAAUUUGAGAAAGCCAGCAGCAUAGCCCAACAAAAGGCUGGUGCUAUUGAGUUAUACUCGCCUAAAUAUUAUGCUGCUUGCACGGUUGGUGGUAUUCUCGCCUGUGGCACAACACAUACAGCUGUUACUCCGCUCGACCUCGUCAAGUGCAGACGUCAAGUCGAUCCGAAUCUCUACAAGGGUAAUUUCGAAGCCUGGGGAAAGAUCGGCCGGGCUGAGGGUAUGCGAGGAAUCUUCACUGGCUGGGGUCCCACAUUCGCCGGUUACUCCGUUCAAGGUGGUUUCAAGUAUGGGGGAUAUGAAUACUUCAAGCACUUCUAUUCCCAGCUUGUGGGAGAAGAGAACGCCGAAAAAUACAAGACCAGUCUCUACCUGACUGCCUCUGCUUCCGCCGAGUUUUUCGCCGAUAUUGGUCUCUGCCCCUUCGAGGCUGUCAAGGUCCGUAUGCAGACAACGAUUCCACCUACUUUCACCGGUACCUUCCAAGGGAUCAACUCCAUCACUGCAAAGGAAGGCACAGCAGGUCUCUUCAAAGGUCUCUACCCUCUUUGGGGCCGACAAAUUCCAUACACCAUGAUGAAGUUCGCCUCAUUCGAAACCAUCGUUGCAGCAAUUUACGACUAUCUGCCCGGCCAGAAAUCUGAUUACGGCAAGGGCUCUCAGACAGCUGUCGCUUUCGCUGGUGGUUACCUUGCCGGUAUCCUUUGCGCCAUUGUUUCUCACCCAGCCGACGUCAUGGUCAGCAAACUGAAUGCCGACCGAGCCCCUGGCGAGUCUUUCGGUGGAGCUAUGAGCCGCAUCUAUAGCAAAAUUGGCUUCGGCGGGCUCUGGAACGGACUUCCGGUUCGAAUUGUACCUUCAAGUAGCAAGAUGGCAAACGUUUCUCAUGGCCGCGGAGGUGCGGGCAACAUCGAGCCUGAUUCACAAGUGUAUGAGACCAUUCUAUACACGGAUGGUGGAAUCGUUCGCGAAGGACGUGAAGGCGAUCAGAGGGACGGGCCAUUCUCCACCGGCCGAGGUGGUGCAGGCAAUGUCGGUUCACCUCACACGAAGGCUUCCAACAAACCACAUGACGAGGAGGUAAUUCCUGAAGUUGCACUGCGUGAUGAACACAUCAAAGAUUAUCAUAUUGGAAGAGGUGGUGCAGGUAAUGAGCAUCGUGACCACCCCAAGGAUGAGCACGUGCACGAGAGCCUCGCGGACAAGUUCAAGCACAAGAUGAUGGGGAAGAAGUGA
This is a messenger RNA of Endocarpon pusillum Z07020, 1428 nucleotides long. RefSeq lists its product as uncharacterized. Gene Ontology annotation, biological process: mitochondrial phosphate ion transmembrane transport. The coding region runs from base 1 to 1428 and encodes 475 amino acids. Gene Ontology annotation, molecular function: phosphate transmembrane transporter activity. Lineage: Eukaryota; Fungi; Ascomycota; Eurotiomycetes; Verrucariales; Verrucariaceae. The record is from RefSeq and is a predicted model, not a curated record. The transcript is spliced from 7 exons. Gene Ontology annotation, cellular component: mitochondrial inner membrane.